AUGAGGAAGAGGCUGGACUUCGAGCUCUGCAUGUACAUUGCGAUAUGGUAUUUCUCUUCCGUCGUCUGCACCAACACCACCAAGACCGUGAACUUACACUGGGCGCUCCUGACCCUGACGCAGCUGAGCCUGUCGGCCCUGUGCGGGUUCCUCAUGAUCUUCGUCUUCGGGUUCAUUCCCUACAGGCCGCUCACGAACUUCUACCAGCUCCGCUACACAGCCUUCGUCUCCUUCUGGUUUGUGGUUGGCUUCGUCACCCUCAACGAGUCGAUCCGCAUGAUGAGCAUCUCGAUCGUGAUGACGUAUCGCGCCGCCGAGCCUCUCUUCACCAUGGUCCUCUCCUUCUACCUCAACAAGAAGGAGAAGCUGUCUUGGCUCAAGAUCGUGUCUCUCGGGCCCAUCAUUGUGGGAGCGAUCUUAUCCUCGUUGUCACAGAAGCAGGCUACAUACAGGGGCAUUCUCACCGUCACUCUCUGCAACCUCUCGUGGGCCCUGAUCAGGAUCUACACGAGGAGGCUGAAGCAGGAGUACUCGCUCGAUGCCUGUAACUUCUUCUUCCAGAUCUCGUACCUGGGAGCUUGCCAGCAAGCUCUUGUCCUUUUGCUCCUCUCUCCUCGCAUCAACCAGCUCGACGAGGUCAGCGGUCACUUGCACGCAGACGCUGGAUUUGCGCUUCACCUUCUCAUCAAUGGGCUGACGUUCUUCCUUUACCUUCAAAUGUCGUGGCUCGUUCUGGCCAGAGUGUCGGCGGUGACUCACUCUAUCAUCAACUCCCUCCGCCUCCCCUUCCUGUGUGUGUUUGGGUGGUUGCAGUUUGGAGAGAAUCUUUCUAGUAUCAACAUGCUGGGGAUAGCAUUGGCAUCAGUUGGAGCAGUGCCAUUCUUUGUUAUCAAGGACAAGAGGUAA
Guillardia theta CCMP2712 is the source of this 906-nucleotide messenger RNA. RefSeq lists its product as hypothetical. The record is from RefSeq and is a predicted model, not a curated record. The transcript has a single exon. NCBI's taxonomy places the organism in Eukaryota, Cryptophyceae, Pyrenomonadales, Geminigeraceae. Gene Ontology annotation, cellular component: Golgi apparatus. The coding region runs from base 1 to 906 and encodes 301 amino acids. Gene Ontology annotation, molecular function: antiporter activity.